This is a messenger RNA of Annulohypoxylon truncatum, 3365 nucleotides long. RefSeq lists its product as uncharacterized. The record is from RefSeq and is a predicted model, not a curated record. Gene Ontology annotation, cellular component: RQC complex. Gene Ontology annotation, biological process: rescue of stalled cytosolic ribosome; ribosome-associated ubiquitin-dependent protein catabolic process. Bases 74 to 3292 code for a protein of 1072 amino acids. Gene Ontology annotation, molecular function: tRNA binding; ribosomal large subunit binding. Lineage: Eukaryota; Fungi; Ascomycota; Sordariomycetes; Xylariales; Hypoxylaceae. The transcript has 2 exons.
CACCAACCAUACGUUUGGCGGAGAUACCUUAAGUUCGAAGUGGUUUUAGCGGCGGAUUUAUGGAUAGGAGAAAAUGAAGCAAAGAUUCUCUUCGUUAGACGUCAAGGCCAUCGCUCACGAGCUAUCGACGAGCCUUGUCUCCCUCCGAGUUUCCAACGUCUAUGACCUGUCCUCCAAAAUCCUGCUCUUCAAGUUCGCCAAACCCGAGAUAAAGAAGCAGCUCGUCAUAGAAUCCGGCUUCCGAUGUCAUCUGACUGACUUUGCGCGGACCACUGCUGCCGCCCCGUCCGUCUUCGUACAGAAGCUGCGCAAAGCUUUAAAAACCCGGCGUGUCACAGCGGUUUCGCAAAUCGGCACAGAUCGUAUAAUAGAGUUCCAGUUCAGCGAUGGCCGGUACCGGCUGUACCUGGAGUUCUUUGCUGGAGGUAACGUGAUCUUGACCGACAACGAACUCAAGAUUCUGGUGCUUUUGCGCAAUGUUUCGGAAGGAGAAGGUCAGGAGCCACAGCGCGCUGGCAUGACAUACUCCUUAGAGAAUAGACAGAACUACGGCGGCGUUCCGGCAUUAACGAAGGAGCGUGUACGGGAUGCGCUUCAGACUGCAAUCCAGAAGGCUGCUGAUUCCGCGGCCAAGGGUAAGAAAAUCAAGAGGAAACCAGGCGACGAACUACGAAGGGGGCUUGCCACAACCAUCACAGAAUUACCCCCAAUAUUAGUUGAUCAUGCAUUAAGGGUCACCGGCUUCGACUCGAGCGUCUCCCCGUCUACAGUAUUAGAAAACGAAGAACUUCUCGACCACCUGCUACAGUCGCUCGCGGAAGGUCGCAAGGUCGUUCAGGAGGUCACUAGCUCUGAUACUUGCAAAGGGUAUAUCUUGGCUAAGAUGAAACCGGGCGUCGAAAGUGUAGAACCCGGUGGCACGGAUGGAGAACAACAGCAGAAGGGCAACUUGCUUUACGAGGAUUUUCACCCAUUUUUACCUCGCCAGUUCGAAGAAGACCCAAAUUGCAUCGUGCUUACUUUCGACAUUUUCAAUAAGAUGGUAGAUGAGUUCUUCUCUUCUAUAGAAGGACAGAAAUUAGAGUCGCGCUUAACCGAGAGAGAGGUCGCUGCUAAACGAAAGCUGGAGGCUACUAAAGCAGAGCACGCAAAGAGAAUCGAGGGCCUUCAAGAGGUUCAACAACUUAAUGUCCGCAAGGCUAAUGCGAUCGAAGCGAAUGUUGAGAGAGUCCAGGAAGCCUUAGACGCCGUUAACGGUCUAAUACAACAGGGGAUGGACUGGGAUGAUAUUGGAAAGCUUAUCGAUCGAGAACGCCUACGAGGCAACCCGGUGGCUGCUAUUAUCACGUCCCCUCUUAAGCUAAACGAAAAUACUAUCACCGUACUCCUUGGGGAACCUGAAGAGGAGGGAUACUUUGGAGACGACGCGUCAGACACCGACUCUGUGAGCUCGGACGACAGCGGUUACGCGGGUACAGAGGCGUCUAUGAGGAAAAUUAGCGAAAAUCGGCUAGCGGUUGACAUCAACCUCGACCUCUCCCCUUAUGCCAACGCAAGAGAAUACUACGGCGAGAAAAAAACAGCAGCUGUGAAAGCACAGAAAACAAUGUUACAGUCGGAGUUCGCCUUGAAAAGUGCAGAGCAAAAGAUCACUACAGAGCUAAAGAAGGGCCUAAAGCAGGAGAAGCCAGUAUUACAACCUAUCCGAAAGCAACUAUGGUUCGAGAAGUUUACCUGGUUUAUCUCGUCUGAUGGUUAUCUCGUCCUCGGCGGCAAGGAUGCCCAGCAAAACGAGAUACUCUAUAGACGGUAUUUAAAGAAAGGUGAUGUCUAUGUGCACGCAGACCUUCACGGUGCACCGAGCGUUAUAAUUAAAAAUAGUCCAAGCACACCUGAUGCCCCUAUACCCCCGUCCACCCUGUCACAAGCUGGUUCUUUAGCGGUUUGCGCCUCGUCCGCCUGGGACUCCAAAGCUGGCAUGGGUGCUUGGUGGGUAAACGCGGAUCAAGUAUCAAAGUCAGCACCAACCGGAGAGUUCUUGGGAACUGGUAGUUUCAUGGUCAGAGGAAAGAAAAACUUCUUGCCCCCUGCGCAAUUGAUAUUGGGUCUUGCGUUGAUGUUCAAGAUCAGCGAAGAAAGUAAGGCCAGGCACGUUAAACACCGCCUUUAUGACCUUCCAGAGGUGGGAUCAAGCAACCAAGCUUCUACGGCCAUUGCCGGCAAAGCCACAGCCGAUACCACGAAAGAUGACGAUGCGGAGAGCGACUCGGGAAACAGCGCUAUAGACGUCGAUGAAGAUUCUGAACUGAAAGAAAAUCCACUUCAACCUUCGAAACAUAAUGACGACGAACAUGAAUCUCCGGGUGUUGCGGAAGGAAACCUCCUUAGCCGGGGAGUUAGCAAGUUGACAAUCUCCGAGGAAGCCCCUAAUGCUGGUGCUGCCGAAACGACACAGCCAGAAGAGGGUGAAGCCGAUGAACAGGAGGAAGAUGCAGAAUCAGCGACAGAUGCUGGUUCGGCACCUUCAGCCAAGAUAAAUACACCAGAACCUGUCUCGUCAGGAAAAUCUACACCGCAACCGCAAAAGAAAGGUCAGCAACCUAAACGAGGCCAGCGAGGCAAAGCCAAGAAAAUCGCCGCCAAAUACAAGGACCAAGAUGAAGAAGACCGUGCCGCUAUCGAGGCUCUUAUAGGUGCUACAGCAGGAAAGCAAAAAGCCGAAGCUGAGGCAAAAGCAAAGGCCGAACGCGAAGCACAACGAGUAGCUACGCUUGAACGCCGCCGAGCACAGCACCAACGGCAGCAGCGUGAAACGGCCGAGCAUGAGGAAGUUCGCAAGAUGAUGCUCGAAGAAGGUAUUGAGACGCUCGAUGCCGAGGAAACAGCUAACCUAACCCCCCUCGACGCGCUUGUCGGAACACCCCUUCCUGGUGACGAGAUCCUCGAGGUUAUCGCCGUAUGUGCACCCUACAGCGCGCUCGGUCGCUGCAAGUACAAGGUCAAGAUACAGCCAGGCACACAGAAGAAAGGCAAGGCUGUCAAGGAAAUCCUGGAGGCGUGGAAGGCGGCCUCGACGAAGAAAGGGGUUGUGGACGAGAAAAGCGAAGAUAAGGAGAAGAUGUGGCCCCGCGAGGUCGAGCUCUUCAAGGCCAUUAAGCCCGAGGAGAUCUUCAACGUUGUGCCUGUUGGGAAGCUUAGGGUUAUGAUGAGCGGGGCGGGCGGAGGUGGAGGAGAUGCGAAGGGUAAGGGUGGAAGCAAGGGUGGCAAUGCGAACCGUGGCAAGAAAAGGUAAAGACGAAAGGGUAAAGGAGACAUAGGUAACAUAGACCAAUAUAUUUAUCUAUGCCAGGCCUCGACGGCAGUAA